GGUAUAAAAGCAGCAAUCUUCUCAUAAUUCCAAAAUCCAAACAGAGCUGAAGAGAUUUUCAAAAAAAACUAAAUUGUGUGAAAUUCUAGAAUCAUCUUCUCUGUGAUUAGUAGAAGAAGAAAAAUGGCGGAUCAGCUGACGGAUGACCAGAUCUCUGAGUUCAAAGAGGCUUUCAGUUUGUUCGACAAGGACGGAGAUGGUUGCAUCACGACUAAGGAGCUUGGGACUGUGAUGAGGUCGUUGGGACAGAACCCUACUGAAGCUGAGCUCCAGGACAUGAUAAACGAGGUGGAUGCAGAUGGUAAUGGAACCAUCGACUUCCCAGAGUUUCUAAACCUUAUGGCCAGGAAGAUGAAGGAUACUGACUCUGAGGAGGAGUUGAAAGAGGCAUUCAGAGUUUUCGACAAGGAUCAAAAUGGCUUCAUCUCCGCUGCUGAGCUUCGUCAUGUGAUGACUAACCUUGGAGAGAAGCUUACUGAUGAAGAAGUCGAUGAGAUGAUUAGGGAAGCUGAUGUUGAUGGUGAUGGACAAAUCAACUAUGAGGAGUUUGUUAAGGUCAUGAUGGCCAAGUAAUUCCAUUAUCCUCUUGUUACAUUUGAAGUUUAGACUUGUCAAAAAUGUGAAAAAAUCCAAAAAUAAUUCAUUGGGUAGGCUCUUGUCUAGUAUAAUGUUAGUCUUACCAUCUCGAUGUAUUGAACCUUCAUUGAAUGUAAUGUUUUAUUGUAUGAGUGGUGUGAUCUCUACUUAUUUUCUUUAAGUUUGUGUACUUUCUUUGAUCCU
This is a messenger RNA of Solanum lycopersicum (tomato), 780 nucleotides long. It is a transcript of the gene CaM2, whose product is annotated as calmodulin 2. The record is from RefSeq and is marked validated. NCBI's taxonomy places the organism in Eukaryota, Viridiplantae, Streptophyta, Magnoliopsida, Solanales, Solanaceae. Gene Ontology annotation, molecular function: calcium ion binding.